Messenger RNA from Drosophila eugracilis, 1258 nucleotides. It is a transcript of the gene eIF2Bbeta, whose product is annotated as translation initiation factor eIF-2B subunit beta. Gene Ontology annotation, molecular function: guanyl-nucleotide exchange factor activity; translation initiation factor activity. The record is from RefSeq and is a predicted model, not a curated record. Gene Ontology annotation, biological process: translational initiation. Gene Ontology annotation, cellular component: eukaryotic translation initiation factor 2B complex. Lineage: Eukaryota; Metazoa; Arthropoda; Insecta; Diptera; Drosophilidae. The transcript has 5 exons. The coding region runs from base 137 to 1195 and encodes 352 amino acids.
CUAGCAGGUGCUUUCGCCAGCAUGCUUAUCGAUAACUGAGUACCGUGUGGCGAUUUCGUGAACAGUUAAUAAAUAUAAUAAUAACAAAAGCUAGUAACUAUUUGGGAAAUUGUAAAACUGAAUAAAUCAGGGCACGAUGCGGGAACAGCCACUAAAGGAGGUAACCCAGCUGAUCCACGCCAUCAAAGUGGGGUUGGUGGAAGGAUCCUACAACAUAACCAAUAAGACCUUGGACAUUUUCAAAUAUAUCAUCAUGAGCAAGAGCUGGCAGAACGCUGAUGCUCUCAUGCAGAUUGUUCGCGGGCAGUGCAAAAUCCUGCAGGCAGCUUUACCACAAGAGACGGUGACUUCGAACAUUGCCAGAAGGAUCCUAAAGCUGACUCGCGAGGAAUUCGACCUGUUGCAUGCUAAGGUGCAGCAUUUCGCGGACGACUCACAGGCCUCACUGUCGCUUCACAAACUAGUUACCCAGACAAGCGAAAGCAACGUGAGCGUGGACUACUCAGUGCCGCAGCAGGGAUUGCGUGAGGCAUUGCUCGAUCACUUGCAGGAGGUGGAAACGGAGCUGGAGACGAGCUCGGAGAACAUCUGCGUGCAGGCCGAGGAACAUAUCCACUCGUCGGAGAUUAUAUUGACCCUGGGCCAUUCGCGCAGCGUGGAAAACUUUCUUAAGCGGGCGAUCAAAAAGCGCCAGUUCCUCACCAUCAUUGUGGCGGAGUGUGCUCCAGCUUAUCGAGGUCACAAUUUGGCUGCCAGCUUGGCGGCUGAGAAAAAUGUCGAGAUCGUUGUGAUCCCGGAUGCGGCCAUCUUCGCGAUGAUGUCGCGCGUCAAUAAGGUUAUUAUCGGCACGCACAGUGUACUGGCCAAUGGAGGACUGAGGGCGGCCUGUGGAGCCUACACGGUGGCACUGGCAGCCAAGCACUACUCCGUGCCGGUGAUCGUACUGGCGCCCAUGUAUAAACUGUCUCCACUCCAUCUGUGCGAACAGGACGCCUUCAACAUGGUUGGGUGUGCUGAGGAUGUGAUUCCCUACGAUUCAAUACCCGCCCGCGAGGCCAAGGUCUACAGUCCAAUGUUUGAUUAUGUGCCGCCAGAACUGGUCACCCUUUUCAUAUCAAAUACCGGUGGCCACGCUCCCUCGUAUGUUUACCGUCUACUCACGGAACUGUAUCAUCCUGAAGACCUGGAGAUCUGAAAUAGUUUUGUUUCGUAAUUUUUACAAAUCGACCAAUAAAGGGUGAUCGGCAAAGUUCAGGAA